AUGAAUCCCAAGCUCGUCUCACCCAACAACUAUUCACUCAAGAUCAAAAACCGCCUCAAUGCCCAAGCAGAUAGGGAGGACGUGAAUCUCCCAUUCUCGGCGUCCACCACUGAUCGCCAGGCGUGGCGUCUAGUUGUUGAAAAGGAUCUUGGACGCUUGAAGUGGAAAUACCUGAGUUCACAAAGUGAACGAGACUCUCGACCGCAGAAUGUUGUGUCGCGGUUCUUCCUUGGGCUCCCUCUGUCUGUUCCUGAGUUUGAGGCAGCAAAGAGCCCAUCGCAAUCGAUCUCCAAUGGUCUUCGAUUCCAUAGCCGCCUCCAAGUAGCUGGACGUGGCUGCUGGGCCGAUGACUUGAAAUGCAUUGUCUUUGUGACCCCGAUGCUUAUCAUGUCUUGGUACAUCACUGGUGCUGAGAUUGACGAAGCUUAUGCCAUUGAGUUAGUCAAUUAUCUUUUCAGCAUUCAGGACCCAACAGACGGCGGGUUUCCGACGUACAUAGGAGGGAAGACAACCCUCAUGGGCACCAUGUUGAUUUAUGUUGCUCUGCGUCUGAUCGGUAUACCCUCUGAUGAGGAGCGUCUCGCCAAAGCAAGAACAUGCUUCUUGAAAAUGGGCGGUGCAGCGUACCUACCUAGCUGGGCAAAGUUCUGGUUCUCUCUUCUUGGCUUGUAUGAGUGGGAAGGAACCGAUCCCUAUCCCGUCGAAGUCUGGCUCCUCCCUGAGUGGACACCGAUUAGCCCAUGGAGAUGGUUCAACAUCGUACGCCAGGUGUACUUACCAAUGUGCUACCUUUCCAGCAGAAGGUUCACCAUUCCAUCAAACCCUCUUAUCGAUGAAAUUAAAACAGAACUAUUCACUGAGCAAUAUUCUUCUCUCAAUUUUGCUUCACUCCAGGGAACCGUCCUCGAGUGCGAACGUCAUCAGCCGCAGAGCCGCGUUCUGCGCACAGUUAACUGGGCAUUAUCCAAGGUGUGGAAUCCAUGGUUGCGCCCCAGAGCUCUGGCUGAAAAUGCCGAGCAAAGAGCUUUGGCAAUUAUCAAGGCAUCGGAUAACACUUUUAACGGUACUGGAUUGAUUAGCGUAGACUGUUUCUUGAAUAUGAUUGUUUUCUAUUGUGAGGAAGGACCCAACUCUAAGAAGCUGAAACAAAAUCAAGAUAGAAGUCUUGAAUAUCUUUGGUUCAGUCCACAAGGGAUGCAAGUCCAGAGCAUUCAUGGUGCACACGCAUGGGAGACAUCUCUCGCCCUUCAAACCUUUGUAAUGUCAGGGCUUUCAGAACAUCCGGACCUGAGAAGUUGCACCGAAGAUGCCUACAAAUUCCUGCUUGAGCAGCAGCUACUCGAGGACUGGCCUGACUCACCUCCGUGCCAUCGCCCCAGUCGCUUAGGUGGGUGGCCGUUCACCACGAGAUAUAGUGGGUCAACCUGUUCAGACUGUACUGGGGAGGCAUUGAAAGCAAUUCUGCUUCUCGAAAGUCAGACAAACAUUCCUCGACUUAGCACCGAGCAGAAUAUACGGCUAGGAAUCGAUAAUUUGCUCAUGAUACAAAACGCGAGUGGAGGAUAUAGCGCCUUCGAGCCCAUUCUCAGUGGCCCGUUCCUGGAAUGUCUGAAUGGGACCGAGCUUUUUGCCAACGUAAUGACGGAGCACGAUUACACAGAAUGUACUUCUUCUUGCAUCACAGCACUGAGUCUGUUCCGAAAGCGUGAUGGCACUUACCGCGCAGAGGAGGUGGUCCACGCUAUUGACCGUGGUGUUGACUUUAUCCAUCAAAAUCAACAUUUCGAUGGGGGGUGGCUUGCAUCCUGGGGAAUCGCUUACACCUACGGUGCCUUCUUCGCCAUGGAGGCUCUUCACUGUGUCAAUGAAACAUAUGAAAACCAUGCUGUUGUCAAACGGGGGUGCGACUUUAUCCUUGACAAGCAAAAAGAGGACGGUGGAUGGGGGGAAACCAUCGAGUCCAUUCUCCAGAAAACCUAUAUUCAAGCAGAAUCUUCCCAUGUAGUUCAGACAGCAUGGUGCUGUAUCGCACUAAUAUAUGCUGACUAUCCCGACCCAGAGCCAAUCCGACGAGGUAUUCAGCUUAUAAUGAGCCGGCAAAAGCCAAAUGGCGAAUGGGAACAGGAAGCAGGUGUAGGGGCAGGCAUCUUCACGUGUCAGCUCUUUUAUUACAACUAUAUUUACUGCUUUCCUAUCAGGGCCAUUGCCCUGUAUAGAGAGAAAUAUGGUGACGAUAAGCUUCUCUGA
Aspergillus pseudotamarii is the source of this 2247-nucleotide messenger RNA. Its product is annotated as terpenoid cyclases/protein prenyltransferase alpha-alpha toroid. Gene Ontology annotation, molecular function: lanosterol synthase activity. Bases 1 to 2247 code for a protein of 748 amino acids. Gene Ontology annotation, biological process: triterpenoid biosynthetic process; ergosterol biosynthetic process. The transcript is spliced from 5 exons. Gene Ontology annotation, cellular component: lipid droplet. The record is from RefSeq and is a predicted model, not a curated record. NCBI's taxonomy places the organism in Eukaryota, Fungi, Ascomycota, Eurotiomycetes, Eurotiales, Aspergillaceae.